CAUUUCUGUCUAUACUACUCUAUAUCAUUUAUGUCAUAAUAUCAUAAUUUUGGCCAGGCACUUUAAUGGAAUAUACUCUAUUUACUAUUGUUGGAACCCCUUAUUUCUGGUUCUCCAUUAUUCUUAUUGGAUGGAUUAUUGGAGGAUUAGAGGCUAUCAUAGCAUAAUUCUAGAUAGAAUUUUUCACUGAUCCUUCUAAAGAAAUGUUAUUUAAAUUAAUAAUUAUGCAUUAAAUCAAACAAAAUUCAUUGA
Molecule: messenger RNA, 252 nt
Organism: Paramecium sonneborni
Lineage: Eukaryota; Ciliophora; Oligohymenophorea; Peniculida; Parameciidae
Source: the annotation of a GenBank genome assembly